Cherax quadricarinatus is the source of this 3142-nucleotide messenger RNA. NCBI's taxonomy places the organism in Eukaryota, Metazoa, Arthropoda, Malacostraca, Decapoda, Parastacidae. The record is from RefSeq and is a predicted model, not a curated record.
GGCUAGGUAUUACAGAGUGUACCACUAGAACACCUAGCAUGGCUAGGUAUUACAGAGUGUACCACUAGAACACCUAGCAUGGCUAGGUAUUACAGAGUGUACCACUAGAACACCUAGCAUAGCUAGGUAUUACAGAGGGCGCCACUAGAACACCUAGCAUGGCUAGGCAUUUCGGGCAGACUUAGUUUAAUUCUUUAUUUUAAAAUAUUACAAAUUAUGAGAUUUCCAGUAUGUUGGGAAUUAGAAAUUUGAGGAAGAAAGUGUUUUUGGGCGUUGGCAUUGUGGUCGGUCUUAUUCUGUUAGACCAAAUCUACCUUCAUAUCUGGCUGUCGACGCCCAACACCAACUUUCAGCGCUCGCUGCACGUUGACGAUGUUCGACAGCUGUUGCGUGCUGGCGAAGACGCUGCCGUCACCACCAUCCUAUACGAUCCUGUAAUCCUUCAUGCGUGGAGCACUAAUUCGCAUGUGGCUGCCCCUGGUGCGUGUAUCUUCCUGUGCCACGUUAUUGGUCCGCUCACUUUUGCUGUCACUGCUGCCCAACUAAGGGACAAGCCAAUGUUCCUCUCACGACUUGCUCAACUAGGCUUCACUGUUACACUCUUUGAGACCCCUGAAGGCCAGCAGUCGCACGUGUUCCUCAUGCGUCAAGGAUCACCGCUACAUCUGGUCGUACUGCAUCUGCAGUCCUCGGGUUUCUUAAGGCAGUAUACCCUACAAGGACCUCCACAUAAUAUAGCCCAAGUUAAGCAGUACAUAACAAAAGAUGCUUGGAAUCAGAUGAAGUUUGAUCGUGCGUAUGAACGCUUUAGCACCAAAGAAGUGAAAAUAGAUGAGGUGGAGCUGACAGUACCCAGCAAUAUUGAAGCUUUCAUUGAAGAUCACCAGAAUUCUCAGUUCAUUCCUUGUAAUGAGUCAAGAGCAGCGUAUUAUAACCUGAAGUAUCUCAAGGAUGAGACGCCAUAUGAAACACAGUUUAAACAUAAGGCUUGGAAAUUACUUGCAAAAGCUAAAACUCUUAUGGAUCAGUUGAAAAUUCCCUUCUGGUUGAGCAGCGGAACUCUACUUGGUUUUUACCGCCAGUGUGACAUCAUUUCCUGGGCUAUGGAUGUUGACAUUGGUGUUUUUAUCGAAAACUACACUCCUAAUCUCAUCACAGAAUUUGAGAAAAAGGGCUUGAAGCUUUCUCACAAGUUUGGGAAAGUUCAUGAUAGUUUUGAACUAUCUUUCAAAGAAGAAGACAUCAAAUUAGACAUAUUUUUCUUUUACACUGAAGGUGCUACCAUGUGGAAUGGUGGGACUCAAGCCAAAACUGGGAAAAAAUUCAAAUAUGUUUUUCCAGCAUUUACUCUCUGCUGGACGGAGUUCCUUGAUUUGAAGGUGAGAAUUCCAUGUCAAACAGAAGAAUACAUCCGAGCGAAUUAUGGAUUAUCCUGGUUUACACCUAUGAAACAGUGGGAUUGGAAAGCUAGUCCACCUAAUGUACAAGAAAAUGGCAUGUGGCCAGAGUCUGAGUGGCCAGAAGUCAUUGUUGUGAAUGAGAGAUGAACAUAUUCUACACAACAUUGCUUCUGACAUCAUCGCUUCAAACCACAGAAUGGGUGGGGUUUGAACCUGUGACGAGUGAGUUGUAAUACUCCAGGCCAGUGCAUAAGCCACCCAUUCUGUGGUUUGCAAUUGUAUUAUGAUUUUAUGAGUAAUCAUCUCUUCACUCUGAAAACUGCUUAAGAGCACUCGACUUUAACUUUCUAGAGAGAAUAAGUGAGGAUAUGAUUAAAAUGUACAAAAUGAUAAUAGGAAUAAGUGGAAAUAUAAACAAGGUGCUACCUGGAGUAUACCUGGAGGGGGUUUUGGGGGUCAGCAUCUUCGACACUGUAAAAUAUGAUAAUAAUAACAGGACUUGUAGAAUUCUUCCUCCACAAGUUACACGUUUCGUAAAAGGUGAUCAAAAUGCCGGGAGGAGCAAGUGGCUAGUAACCCCUUCUUUUGUAUACAUUACUAAAUUUAAAAAGAGAAGCUUUCGUUUUUCUUUUUAGGUCACCCUGCCUCAGAGGGAGACAACCAGUGGGUUAAAAGAAAGAUUUGUAGAAAGGAAUUCAAUUUGGAUUCGUUUUCAUUUAUUAAGGAUAUAGGGAAAUCACUACUUUGGUAACAGAAUUGUAUAUAUACGUACAUGGAAAAAUUGCCAGUAACAUUAUAAAAAACAUAAUACGUUGGGUAGCUUCAAAAAUACAUGUAUGUUUGACAAAUAUGAGUUAGAAUAGUUGACUGAGAGCUGGGCAUCCGUGUAGCAUGGGCCAGUAGGCCUACUGCUAAUGUUCUUCAAUUCUUAUGUUCUUAGAGGUAGUAAUAUUUUCCAACAGUGAUAUUAUUAUUGAUCUGUUAAAAAUGUAAAUCACUAGAUAUUAUAUUAUCACCUUUUUAUCUAUUAAUAUUCACCAACUUUAAUAAUCACCUAAACAGUGUUGGGCAGCUGAAUGCUUUUAUGCCAAAUUAUAUUUAUAAGGUAUGAAUGAACUCAUCAUUAUGUCUGUAUAUUAAUGUACUUCUCCAUUGGGAAGUGAAGUACAGUGGACCCCCGGUUUACGAUAUUAUUUCAUUCCAGAAGUAUGUUCAGGUGCCAUUACUGAACAAUUUGUUCCCAUAAGGAAUAUUGUGAAUUAGAUUAGUCCAUUUCAGACUCCCAAAUAUACACAUACAAACGCACUUACAUAAAUACACUUACAUAAUUGGUCGCAUUGGGAGCUGAUCGUAAACCGGGGGUCCACUGUAUUCCUCUGUAAGUCAUGCUUGUCGUAAGAGGCGACUAAAAUGCCGGGAGCAAGGUGCUAGUAACCCCUUCUGUAUAAAUUACUAAAUGUAAAAAAGGAAAAACUUUAGCUUUUCUUUUUUUGGGUCACCUUGCCUUGGUGGGAGAUGACCAAUGUGUUCAAAAAAUAUGUAUUUUAUUGUUCUACUAGUCUAAUAGUAUUUUGAAAAUGUUUCUUUGUAUUUUGAAAGUUGCAGCACUUAUAUUCACAAUACUGUAGAACCCGCGUAUCCACGGAUUCGGUUUCUGCGGUUUCAGGCAUUCACGGUUUACCGUGGCCCGACAAUAAUCCUUAAUUUUGACUUAGUAAGGACACCAAAGCACAGAAGUAGUG